AUGGGAACUACGCUAAAUAUAAUCGGAGUAUUAUUUAUUUCAAUUCUUAUCGAUUUUUUGGAAUUUACAAUUAUUUUACCAUUAUUACCGAAAAUAUUAACUUAUUAUGGACGUGGUAAUGAUGUUCAUCAAGAUUCAUUGUAUGCUCAAACAAUUUCAUUUGUUCAAUUUAUUCGAGGUUUAACUGGUGCACCAAAUGAUGCUAAAUGGAAUUCUGUUUUAUUUGGAGGUCUAAUUGGAUCGCUUUUUUCGUUUCUGCAAUUUUUUUCAUCAACAUUAUGUGGUGCUGCAUCUGAUCGUUAUGGUCGAAAACCAGUGCUUCUUCUUUCAAUGAUAGGCAUAUCACUUUCAUAUGUUAUAUGGUGUGUUUCAUUUAACUUAACUAUUUUUAUGUUAGCACGUAUUAUUGGUGGAUUUUCAAAAGCAAAUGUUGCUAUAAUAUUAGCUAUUGUUUCCGAUUCUACUACAGAAAAUGAACGAAAUCGAGCAAUGGCAUGGAUUGGUGCAGCUUUUUCACUUGGUUUUAUAUUUGGACCGUUACUUGGUGCAUUGUGUAGUCAAUGGGGUAUUGCUUAUUGGCCAAAAUCAACAGUGAUAUUUUUUAUUUUUCCUGCUAUUGUGUCACUUAUAUUAUCAUUGAUUAAUAUCGUUUUUAUCAGUCAAUAUUGUCCAGAGACAUUACCAGUAUCAAAACGAGUAAGAAUUUUUUCUUAUUUAACUAUUUUACGUCGAUUGGGUUUAGCAAGUUUUUUUUAUAUGAUUAUAUUUGCUGGUUUAGAAUUUACAAUUACUUUUCUUGUUUAUAAUCGAUUUAAUUGGAAUAGCAUGAAACAAGGAAAAAUGUUUUUUAUUAUGGGUUUAUGCAUGGCAUUAGUACAAGGUGGUUAUGUAAGACGAAUACCACAUGGCAAAGAGAUUACUGCAGCUAUAAGUGUAAAAGUUUAG
Rotaria sp. Silwood2 is the source of this 945-nucleotide messenger RNA. Lineage: Eukaryota; Metazoa; Rotifera; Eurotatoria; Philodinida; Philodinidae. The record is from the annotation of a GenBank genome assembly.